AUGGAGGUCGGGGAUUUUAAUACAGAAGGCGAUGAAAAUUAUAUCGCUGUCGAGGUACUUUCGGAAAAUGACGACGACGAUGGCAAAUCUUCGUUGGACACAAUACCGAUGGAAGGGCCGGACUUGGAAUAUCAAAUGGACUUGUUGCAGGACCCGAAGGACAGCUGUCGAAGUAUGUCCGAGAGUAUAUCCGAUCGUGGAGCAAGCAAUGACGGCGGUGCGUCGUUGGAGGGUGAAGCCACCCUACAAAGUCAUGGCUUCCUGGCGGACCAUGAGUAUCUCGUGCGGAAAAGUUUUCUCGUUGGUGGCGGUGAACCAAGCAAGCCGUUGUCCAAGAAGGUCCAGAGUAGCAGUGAACGGUUUAGCGUUUCGUACGAUAUGGAUAUUCGAACGCAAGAUCUGUUCAACGAGGAACAAAGCAGUACCACCAGCAGUAGCUGCAGGUCCAGUAUUUGUGAAGUUGAAAGCACACCACCGUCAGCACCGGUAUCUUCUGUGAUGAGUUUCAAAAGAGGAACGACCAAUAUCUCCGGUGUGAAUAGCGGUGAUACAACGGAUACGUUUGACUUAGAAGGUGAGUUCGCCUUUGCGCGGAACGAAAUCAUUGGAGGCGACUCGGAUGUGUCAUCGUCAGAGGAAGAUGAAAAUGAUAACGUACUAUUGUCAGUACUCGGUCCACUAGAAGCAUGUAUAAAAAGUGAAAAUAUUACGGAGAUGACGUUGGGAAAUGAUCAUGCCUACGCCACACCAGUGGUCAUCAGUGAUCGUGAAAGUAGUGAACGAUCGUCCUCGCCAGAUACAGAACCACUAGAUAAGCUGAUCACAAUCGGAGAGCGUUUUAGAAAUCUCCUGGAGGAAUUCUCAAGACGAAAUCCCGAGCAAAGGGCACCGAACAAUGGUAAACGGGAUAAGAUUAGCCAACUGAAUGUUAUGCUAGAGAAUGUUUCAGAACAGAUGCGAAAAUUGUCGUCACUGGGAAACACUGGUUCGUCGUUUGUGGCCAAUCCGAAUUGCGUAGCAGAAUGUGCCGUGCAAACCGUUGAGUCCUCUUUGAGUUCAAUUGUAGGAUCCAAUCGAGAACGUGCGCUAAAUGAAAAGUAUAAGCAAAAAAUGUUGGCGGCAUCGAAUAGUAAAAGCUCCACUUCGUCCUCUUCGUCGUCCUCCUCUUCUUCUUCCUCAUCAUCAUCUGGCAGUACUACUUCAUCAUCUGUUGAAAGCUCGGAUAUCGAGGACAUUAUGAACGAUUUCGGUCGCCGGCGUAGGUUGCGAAAGAGUGUAAAAGAAACCGAAAAGCAAUCUACGAGGUUAAACGAUGAGGCUAAACGGACGGGCCAUAAAGACCCGAUAUACUCGGAUAGCACUUCCGACGGCGAGGAAAAUAAUGCAGCCUCGAAAGAGCCUCGAGCUGUAGCAGAUGGCGAAGAGAAUCUACUCGACGAAGUGCUCAGUGGAGUGGACGACAUAAUGCUUGAUGUGCACGACAUCCUGCCAGCGGCAGAAGGAGUCGUUCAGGAUUUUCUCGAAAAAGGAGAUGUUCGAAAGCGCGGGGAACCGUUGGAGGGAAGAAACAUCAAGGGGGCAAAAGAAACCCAUAAUGAGAGCACACUUGAUCAAGCGGCCAAAAAAACCGUACCGAACGCAGGAAAACAAUCUCGAGAUCGGAUGAACAAAAGUGUCCAGGACAUGACGGAGUCCGAGCUUGAAGAAUACUACAACGACCAGCAGGACAAAGAAAUUGAACGGUUGUGUAACAUCAGCACUCUAAAUGUGUGCCGCAAUGCAGUGACCACUACCGCUGUAUCGGUUGCACCUGUUACGAAAACUAAAGAUGGCCAACGGAAGAAGAAAAAAUCUACCGAUACCAUGGAUGACUUUUUAAACAAUGAGGAUAGCAAUAAACAACUGAAUGUUAGCGAUAGUGAAGAAAACAUAACGGAGGAACAGUUCCUACGGAAACAUAAUGAAACUAUGAAGCAACAGUUGCUAAAUAGUAGUAGUGAUAGCAGCAACAGUUCCGAGUCUUCGAAUGAUAACGACGAGGAUAGUGGUACUGAUAGACGCGAUGCACUGGAUGAUUCCGACAACGAAUCGGCGGGAUCCGUGGAGUUGGAUAAUUUUCUGAAAAGUCUCGAGCGCCGUAAAAAUCGGAAAAAGGGUUCAGAAAACCAUGCAGCGGCUGUGAAUGAUCAAUCAAAAGUGGAAAACGGGUCGGCUAUCUUGGAUAAGCAAUCGGCUAUCGGUAGUGGUAGCGAUAAGACCACUGACAGUGCUACUGUAGAAACAGAAGAAUCCCGACAAAGGCCAGACAAGCAAAACAAGGCACAUUUUGUAGAUCCAAAAGAUAAGGCUCUGUUUAGCAAGGAACUUUUCAACGAGGUCAACGAUUUGCUUCGCGAAGAAUCCGGCGAAGGGAACGUGGAUGAUCCUUUCCCACCUGCGAGGUCACGCAAGCGAAAAGACUCUUUCGAUACGCUGCCAAAAUCGCCACGAUCGGAUAGGGUGCGGCUCGAUCGAGGAGCAGAGAGUGGUGAUUCCGAUGUCGAGCUGUUGGACGAAUCGCUAGGCAAACAGAAACGACCACGAAAAAACAACUCUCCAUCGCCUCCAGAGGAUCCCUUCGACUUUAGUGCGGUAUUAGCCCUACAAACCAGUAAAUCAGCGGCAUCACAAGGCGUUGCGGCCAAUCGGACGGCUGCUGUAGAAACGGUGGCGAAGCCUGACAAUGUUACCGAUGCUUCACCGGCCACCGUACCUGAAGCGUCAGCGAACACAACAAAACGGAAAGCUUCCAAAGAUGACGAUUGCAUUAGCUUGAGUUCAGACAGCGAAGACGAAUCACAGUUGGUGGCCGCGCCAGAAAAUGAGAAGGAAACACCACCAGAAAAUGAGAACAAACGAAAAAUUCGGGCCAUGCUCACAAACGACGAGUUGGCUGAGGAAACGAAGAAAGCCCAAAAGGAAGAGGAGGGUCGACUGGCAAGGCUGAAGAAGAAGAACGAACAGCUGAAAAAGUUUCUUGCCACCUUCCAGCCUGGCCCAGAGGAAAGCGACUUGGUGCUGGACUAUGACUCGAAGCUGGGGAAAGCCAUUUGCGUACAUCCCGACAUUGUGACGCUACUGAAACCCCACCAGGUGGAAGGCAUCAUUUUUAUGUACGACAACACAUACGGUUCGGUGGACUCGGUCGGAAAGAAUGUAGGUUCCGGGUGCAUCCUGGCGCACUGUAUGGGUCUGGGGAAGACGUUACAAAUAAUAUCACUGCUGCACACAGUAAUGCGCUUCCCGCAGUUGCUCACGCGCCGCAUCUUGGUCAUAUGCCCGAAGAGCACGGUGAUGAACUGGAAAGAGGAAAUUCACCGGUGGCAAGACAAGGUACACGGUGGCCAUCGGUUAAAGGUGUUCUGCUUUUUGGACGUUAGCUCACAACUUGAUAAAAUACGCGUGUUGCGCGAGUGGCACAGUACGCCGCCGCCGCGCUGUGGAGUUAUGCUGAUUGGGUACGAGGCAUUUCGGGCACUGAUUAACUAUGAACGUCGGAAGCGACCGGUGGGCGCCUCGAGAAGCAGAGUGGAAUACAUCCAGAAAGCGGUCAAAGAACUAUUGCUUAAUCCUGGGGCCGAUCUGGUGAUUUGCGACGAGGGUCACCAGAUUAAGAACAAACGGUCGGCGAUCAGCGAGGCUGUGUCGAAGAUUAAAACGAGGCGUCGUAUUGUGUUGACGGGAACACCAAUCCAGAACAAUCUGAAGGAGUACUAUUGUAUGGUGAACUUCAUCAAACCUUCAUUUUUGGGAAGUGAUAGGGAAUUCAACAAUCUGUACGCGAAUCCGAUCAAAAAUGGACAGCACAAAGACUCGGACCAGCGUGCGAUCAAAAUUAUGAAGCAGCGUUCGUACGUGCUGCAUAAUAAACUGUGCAAAUUCGUACAGCGAAAGGAAGCGGCGGUGCUGAAGGAUUUCCUUCCGGAGAAAUAUGAGUAUGUUCUUUUCGUUCCCCUGACGCCGGUUCAAGAAAAAAUGUACGAAGUGUUUCUUCAGAUGAACGAGUACACAUCGAGCACUGAUCAACCUAAUGAGGCAGGCAAGGCGAAAAAGUUUAAGCUGAUCGCGGAUUACACGUCACUGCGGAAGAUCUGGACCCAUCCGAAGGUGCUCGAGAAAGCGUGGGAAUCGGCGAUUCAGGAGAAAAAUCGAAAGGAUGCUGCACGUAAAACGGCCUCCCCGGACACGGACGACGAGUCUCCGGACGAUAAAAACGAUAUUACCACCGGCCAGCUUUCGGUCAUGAACGACUGGUGGCGAAAGUAUCUGGGUGAAGCGGAUCUAGAAUCACUGCUGCCGAGUAACAAACUUUGGAUCAUGUUCGAAAUACUGAAGCAGUGCACGGAUCGCGGUGAGAAGUGUUUAAUCUUCUCGGCGUUCGUUGCGGUUCUUAAUGUGGUUGAGCAUUUCAUGGCCAAAAUUCACAGCCAGGCUAACGAUCCGCAGCAUUCGGAAGAAUUUGCGUACAGCGCCUUCAAGGGUCCGUGGGAGCUGGGCAAAGAUUACUAUCGGCUCGAUGGCAAAACGAACAAAACGUUCCGACACCGGUUGAUCCGAUCGUUUAACGAUCCACAAAACACACGCACCAAGUGUUUCCUGAUCUCGGCCAAAGCCGGCGGCCAAGGCAUCAAUCUCACCGGGGCCAACAGGGUCAUCAUUCUCGACACGUCCUGGAAUCCCUCCAAUGAUCAGCAAAACAUAUUUCGAAUCUUUCGAUUGGGCCAGAAGCGUAAGUGUUACGUCUACCGUUUGCUAGCGAUGGGCACCAUGGAGGAAAAGGUGUAUUCGCGCUCGGUUACAAAGCAGGCGCUAAGCUUCCGUGUCGUCGACGAACAACAGGUCGACCGGCAUUACCGAUACGAUGAGCUCGCCGAGCUGUACAAUCUGAAAAAGGUAUCAGACAUGACGCGUGAAACACCCAUUCUGCCGGCCGACGAUUUACUGGCCUCGUUGCUGCGCAACUUUCCCAACAAAGUAUUCAAGUACCACGAGCACGAUUCACUGCUCGAGAACAAACCUGAGCAGGAUCUCAGCGAGGAAGAUAAGAAGGAAGCGUGGGCCGCGUAUGAACGCGAGAUACAAAACAACGAGAAGCCACCUUAUCCGGCACAGUUUAACAUGAUGACACCUGGACUGUUCGGCUACAGUCCGGGACUGGCUUCGCUCUAUUCCAGCAUGAGUAUGUCGGGCAUACCUGGACUGCCUCCGAUGGGCAGUGACAUGUUUAGGACGGAUUACUCCUAUAAUAGCUCCCUGAACCGAUCGCUUUAUCCGUACAAUAGUCAGCAGUACGCGAUGCUAAGUGAUCCAGCUUACGCAUCGAUGUGGUCCAAACCCUAUGGUUCCUACCCGUUGGGAGGUCCGGGUAGCAUGAUGGACUUUGGAAUGGGAUCUCAUGCCCCACACCCGUCUUUGAUGAACGGAGGACAAUCGCUCCCGGUGAAUGCCCCCGGAGUAUCUGGCGCUGCAGUUGGCGGAUCCAAACCGUACGAUGCUACGGCGGCUUUAUCGCACUUGUACAAUUUGUACAGCAAAUCUGCUGGAGGUACUUUGGGCUUACCGCCGCUCGCUGGCCUGAGUAGCUCGGGUGGAACAAUGAACCAAAGGGCAUUGACACCACCAUCGAGCACAUCGACGCUAGCUGGUCUUGCGGCGCAAUAUGCCAAUCCCAACACCGCAAACACCAGUACCGGCAUUAGUGGUAACAGCGGUCAAUAUAACGCGCUAAAGCAAAUCACUGACUACACGGCGGGGCCCAACCACCUUGCGCAUCCACCAACCCCACCAAUACCACCACAAUCACAACCGUCCGCAGUUCCCCCAUCAGCAUCACCGUUACCGCCAAAUCCAUCGUCGACAGGGUUGGUAAUAUCCGAGGUAACGUCCCUGUCUAAUCCGCUGCACGCAGCUUCAGCCGUUCGAGCGAACAAUGGGCCUCCGACGACGGCGUCGUUACUUAGCAUGCUCAACGAGCAGCAAGCCCAUCUGGCCGCUUCUCUGGGACCGGGAGCCUCCAGUCCGUUUUCGCCCCGCAGUGCUCCGUUGCUGCCUCCGACGCUCGAUAAUCCGCUGAGAAACUUUUCUUCUGCCUCCAAGCCGCAGUCCGCCCAAAGCAACUCGAUCGCGGACAUGGUAACGAACCACGGGAACCUUGCAACCAACAGCGCCAGUGCCGCAAACAACAGUAGUCGCAGCACGCCGGCCACAUCCACUGCAGGCAGCCUACCGUACAUCACAUCGGUCAUUUCGAUGGCUCGGGAGAAUGAAAAGGCACAAACAGAACAACAGAAUGGAAAAACACCGAUCAGCUACGUGCUACCGCCGAUGCCUGGUGCCAAUGUUGGCGGCAACGUUAAAACAAGCAGCGCUGGUAAAAAGCCACGAACAAAAACUCCCGAUCCGGCUAGUGCUGGCCGAACGACUGGACCAAUCGGAGCCGCAAGUAGAGCGGCAAGCGUUUCGCAACUGACCACGAUCAUACCGAGUGACGACGAGGAUGCAGAAAGAACGGGUGGCUUGCAGAGUAAUGGAAGCAAAAAUGGAACAGCAUCAAACACCGAGGGAACACAUUCCGAUCCAAAGAAGUUGACCCGUUUGGCGAAAAAUCUGUUUAAGCGUGCGAAAAGCAUUGUAAACUUGCAACAGCAACCAUCACCAACUGGCAGCAACACGGUACCGCUCGAGAAGACUAAAGCUCCGGCACCAUCAAAGUCUGGCUUGAGUGGCACAGCUACGGUUUCGAGCAUCGGGAACAAAACGGUUACAGCGUCACUGGGAGUCACAGCUGCCAAAGCGACGAAUGAUAAAACAGCAACCCCACCGCCCAUAGUGGCCGGUACCGCUGGACCAUUAACGGCAGCAAGUCGUUCGAAAAGUUCCAUCACUCCGGCCGUCACAACCACGUCCGAAACGAGCAACGUGAUCAGGUAUCCAUCACCGUUGCCAAGCAACAAUUCUCGCUCGAAACUAAUAGCGCAACCAAAUCCAUUGGUUGCGUCGUUAUCGAGUAAGUCAAUGUCCCCUGUGACAGGUUCUACACAGACUACUGCGAAACCUACGACAAUUGCAGCGCCCAAAUCGUCUUCACUCCCUGCAAAAAUGUCGCAAGUACGACCGUUGGAAGUUCAGCAACGAAAUUCGCCUACUAUAGCGCAACCGAAAGUUAACACGGCGCUUCAUAAAGCUCCAUCGUUAUCGAUAGUGCCAAACAGUACACCAUCAACGCAGAUGAGUAAGGUAACGGGGCCUACGACAACUAAUACGCCUCCUCAGAAGUCGGCUGUGUCGGAUUUGGGGCUAGUUAAAAGAGUCGGUCUUCCCAAGCCUCCACCGACGAAACAGAAACAACCAGCAUCAUUUGUUACCAAUAGCAGUGUCGCCACUAUGUCUAUGCAUACCAGCAGCGUCGCAUCAAGUGAAGUGCUUUCAAAACUAACACCCGGUGGCCAACCGGCCGCCAAGCCCAGUUUCAACAACAUACAGGUUACAUCAUUAAACUCCAACACGCCUACUACGACGAGAUACAUACCGAUCUCUUCUAGUGGAAGUACACAUACAGUUACCGUGAAACAAAAUCCACCAACGGCUACAAGUAAUACAGUACCGAAAACUUUACAGCACCGCCCGGUGACUGUUAGUGCUACACCUGCCCAGGUCGGAACGGGGGUUAACACUGGUGUCAUUGUCAAGAAACCCGUUAUAUCAAGAAUCGUACCUAACCCUGCUUCCGUUCGAAUGCAACCGAUCACCACCCCGGGGCUUAAGACUGUUUCGGCUGCAAAUGCAACUGGCACAACACAAUACGCCGGGACAACUACACAGCCCUCUGUGCAAUCGGUCAACCGAUCCGCAAUGCUGGUCACUGCGGCGCUCCAAGGGCAAACAUUGCAAACGCCGAAAGUACUCCCAACUUUAAAAAGUCGAACGUCCACGACACCUCCUGUUGUUAACCGUAUGACCAAAGGCCCAACAGUUAUCAACGCCAACCCGAAUAGCACUCGAUCAACGGUUCCCGGAUCGAGCAGCAUCACCAUAACGAAGACGACUUCCUCCGCAUUAACUACGAUCGCAGUACGUCCCGGGUUAAGCACGGUCCCAGCAGCCAUGAACUCCAUUGCCAAACCGAGACUGCCCGCUCCUUUGGCAACCGGAACCGGUGUUGGCAUUACAGGAGCCACCAGUACCGCUAGACCGCUGAGCUACACAUUUAAUGAAGCUAGUAAGGAGUACACCAUCACGAAAGCGACCGCUGCUCCCACCAUUCGGCAGAUAUUGCCCAACAGGCAGCCAGUUCUGGUUAAAAACACUUCUGCUGUUUCCCCAAUAGCGAGUGGUCCGAGUAGUGACAAAAUCAGCACAUUGUCCAACGCCGCUGCCCCAGCAAGAACUGCUUUUCAGGCAUCAGCCUCGCAGAGCGGAGCCGCUAGUAGCUCCACCACUCCGCCAGUAAGAACCAUCCCGGCCGGCGCCACAAACAAUGUGUUUAUUCGUAAGCGAAAACCUGAUGCCGCCCUUUUGAACAGUUUGAAGGCGAAGAACUGUUCCAUCUCGAUCAGCGAGGUUCGUUCCGACGCGGGGGCUCAAUCUGAUGCUCAGCCAAACAAACGGCCCAGGCUGGAUGAGGCCACCGCAAAAGGUCCGCCAACACCGACGUUCAUGGGAAGUAAUCGGAUGGGAGCGGGCAUAACCAUAACCCAGAAAAAUGUCCCCAUCAAAAAUGCGAUAAACACAACUUUGGAGGUGGUCGAGAUCGAGUAAAUUAGUGAUCAUGUCGCUGAUAUGCAGCGGUCAAUGCUGGAAUCUUUUCUUGUGUAUUAAAACUGCAACCGUAGAAUUAAAUACAUUUAUGUAUUAAAAGCGCGUCGUUGCGGGCAGGACAAUGCAUUAUCGAAAACGAAUAAGUAUGGUACAAUAACCCUCCUGUAAAUUCACUACUUAUUUUGUAAAUACAGUAACUCUUUCAAUACGCUUGUUUCUCGCGUCACGGGACUCAUUCCUUCCAAGAAAAAACAAUCUCCUUCUGUCAUUUAUUUAUUAUUUUCCUAAGCGGCAUAAUUUAUUUGCUAUAAUUAGUAGCGAACUUGUAGCUGUAGUAACUGAAGGAGAUCUCUAUCUCACGCGUGUAAAUAACCAUUGCAGUACCCAUCCCCGAAUAUGUAGUUUCUUCGUUUACCACCAGCAAGUAACAAGCAAGUGAACAACGAUUGCUCUCCGAGAAUGCCGAGACGCAACAGGAGUUCCGCAGGAAUGACUAACUCCUUCUGAUGGAGCGUACCGCACAGCACCCCGCAAUACUGGCAGCACAGUAGAGUUAUUUAAAAAAACAAUUAACUUCAUGGUUGUGUGUAUUAACGAGAAAAAGCAAAUGAGCUGUUUUGUCCUCGCUUCGAUGACUUCAUUAAUCGUUAGAAAUCCGAGUUUAAAAUCCGUGUCCGUGAGCAGAAGGCAUAGAGCCGAUAGUUUAAGACUUGCUGUAAUUUGUGGUGCAUCUUUUCGAAGCUUGUCAGUCGAGUCGGAAUGCUGCGCUUCGUCAGCUCAAUUUAGCUCAAGCGAUGAAAUUCGGGAAGGGUAACUUUAGGGUGGGAACCGAGGGAUGACCCCUUGUAACGAGCUAAACAAUACGCGU
Anopheles bellator is the source of this 9664-nucleotide messenger RNA. RefSeq lists its product as uncharacterized. The record is from RefSeq and is a predicted model, not a curated record. The coding region runs from base 1 to 8796 and encodes 2931 amino acids. NCBI's taxonomy places the organism in Eukaryota, Metazoa, Arthropoda, Insecta, Diptera, Culicidae. Gene Ontology annotation, cellular component: nucleus. Gene Ontology annotation, molecular function: ATP-dependent chromatin remodeler activity; ATP binding; ATP hydrolysis activity. The transcript has 10 exons.